GUAAUGUAACGAAAGAUGAUGAGGCCCUGUGCUGGAACUUGUAAAUGUCUCCCAUGUUCAAGUUUAUUGAAUGAACGAAAAUCUGACGAAAUAGCGAGUUCGAUAUUAGUAAAGGAUUGCGUCCACACGGUAGCGCGUGUCGAAACGCAUAUAUAUGUUCGCACAUACACUAUCAAGCAGAUAGCAGAUAUCCUUCGGUAAGGUCAAAAUGGCGGAGUUCCACAGUUGUCACGGCGAUAUUGCGGGCACCGGUUGCAUUAAUAGCGCGCGAGAACGUGACGCAAUACCGCGAAAUAAAUUGCCUAAUACGUCCGCUCACGUAUGUCUAUGACUUUACGUGGAUGGAUUAUACCGGCGUUUAUGAUUUUCGACAUAAGAGGAAAAAAGUAAAUGACAACAAAUUGUAGCUUUUCAUCAUUUUUUUUGGUGAAAUUAAGAAAAUUUGUUCGAAUAUCAAAAUAUUAAACCAAACAUUAUGAAAUUUUCACGAUAAUUUUCAAGAUAAACGAAUACCAAUAGAUAUUGAUUAUUAAUUUCAACAAAUAAAAGAUCCGAUAGAAAAGCUAGCAAGGAGUAUACACUAAUAUCAGGGCAAGCGCACCGAAGUAAAUAUACGAUAGAACGAAGAAACUGACAUCGAUCCAGUACGCGUCGUACCGGCUCAAGAAUAUCGUAUUAUAAUGUAUCCUCGUGUUUUUCGUGCUUAAAAAUGUGAUUAAAAUUUAAAAGACAAAUUACACAAAGAAAAGAUCCUUUUGUUUCAAAUUUCCUGUGAUAUUCUAAAAUGUCGGGGGAAGAGGCACGAUCAUCGCGCAAGGAAAGGCAGGAAGAUAAGACGGAUCCGGGUGCUAGUAGACACGGGAACUUCAUGAAUUAUUACCAAUUCCAUCCUGCGGAAGAGCGCGUGCGACAACUUCCGCGUGGCGUGUGGCGGUCUGCCCAUCCGGACCGGAAAUACGUAGGCCUAGACGUCGGCUGUAACGCGGGGGAUUUAACAUUCGUGUUGCACGACUUCCUCGAGAAAGCUUUAUCGGCCGAUCAGCCGAAGGAGAUCAGUUUGCUCGGCGUGGACCUCGAUCCGAUUUUAAUCGAGCGGGCACGGGAACGCAAUCCACGCUCUGAUCGUAUUAUAUUCGAGUGCGUCGAUUUUUUGACCGAGGAUUGUGACCGAGUCCUGAACGAGCAUCUUGGCCGAUUCGAAAAGUCACGAUUCGACGUCGUGUUCUGUUUCUCGAUCACGAUGUGGAUCCACUUGAACCACGGGGACGAAGGACUGGUGAAAUUUCUAAGAAAGGCUUGUUCCAUCGCCGACAUGAUAGUGAUCGAGCCACAAGUCUGGAAAUGUUACAGAAACGCGUCCAGAAGGCUUAGACGAUCGAAGGCUGAGGAUUUCCCAUUGUUCAAAACGUUGAAAUACACUGGAGAUCCUGUUGAGCAUAUUGAACGUAUAUUGAGGGAAUUUUGUAAUUUUCGAAGAGUCAUGGUUACGAAGAACAAUGAGUGGAAACGGAGACUAUUAAUUUAUGCGAGGACGUGAGCUAUCGCUCUUGAGAUUGAUGCAUUUCCGUACGCUAAUCGACGUCGAAUGAGCGACGAAGAUAUAGUACAUAUAUAUAUAUGUAUAUAUUUUAUGCGAAUGUGGUUAAGAAUAUUAAUACAAUUGGUGAAAUAAUUUCUGAUAGAUGAUUUGUAUAGA
Molecule: messenger RNA, 1696 nt
Organism: Apis dorsata (giant honeybee)
Lineage: Eukaryota; Metazoa; Arthropoda; Insecta; Hymenoptera; Apidae
Product: probable RNA methyltransferase CG11342
Exons: 4
Coding region: 785-1537 (250 amino acids)
Biological process (GO): negative regulation of pre-miRNA processing; miRNA metabolic process
Cellular component (GO): cytoplasm
Molecular function (GO): RNA methyltransferase activity; O-methyltransferase activity
Source: RefSeq, a predicted model, not a curated record